Messenger RNA from Striga hermonthica, 429 nucleotides. The record is from the annotation of a GenBank genome assembly. Lineage: Eukaryota; Viridiplantae; Streptophyta; Magnoliopsida; Lamiales; Orobanchaceae.
AUGAAGCUGAUUGGUGAUUUGAAGAAGAAAUUAGCAAAGUCCUUUGAGAUGAAGGACUUGGGCCCUGCGAAACAAAUUUUGGGUAUGCAGAUCAUGCGAGACCGAAAAUCCAAGAGGUUAUGGUUAUCGCAAGAACGUUAUGUGAAUCGGAUUCUGGAGAGAUUCAACAUGAAAUCGGCUAAACCGGAAAGGUACGAUAUCCACUGUGAUAGUCAGAGCGCAUUGGAUUUGAGUAAGAAUGCGAUGUACCACUCUCGCACGAAGCACAUUGAUGUCAGAAAUCAUUGGCUACGUCAAGUAGUGGAAGAACAACAGUUCAAGUUGAAAAAGAUUCACACUGAUGAAAAUCCUGCUGACAUGAUGACAAAACUUGUAACAGGAGGAAAACUUCAGCUUUGUGCCGAGUUAAUCGGCAUGGAAUGCAUGUGA